This is a messenger RNA of Paramecium primaurelia, 4529 nucleotides long. The record is from the annotation of a GenBank genome assembly. Lineage: Eukaryota; Ciliophora; Oligohymenophorea; Peniculida; Parameciidae.
AUGAAUGAAACAUAUUAAAGUCUGGUUUAAUAAUAUUUUGAAAAAUUGAAAAAAGUGCUUCCUCAAAAACAAAACUAUUUAAAAGAGACUCUUUCAAAAUUCUAAGGAUAAGAUAAAUAAUGUUUUGGAGAUCACAUCGUUGCUUUUAAAUCAGGAAUGCAAAUAAAAUAAAGUAAAAUUAAGGAAUUGACUUUAUCAACCCUAAUUGUAUAAUUUAAUUACAUUAUAGAUAUUAGUAUCAAAAGGUUAUAUUGAUGGAUGUUUAAUGGAUAAUACAAAUAACUUUUAAUAAUUUGAAACGAUGGAAAUUAUAGAUGCUACAGGGAAAAAAAAAGAAUAAUAGAUGAAUGUGAUAGAAUCAUUAAUACAUCUUGUGUAAUAAUGCUUGGUAGAAAAGGAUGAAAUAAUUUCAUUAGCAUUAAAAUUUUUGAUAUCACUUGUAAUGAAUCCUUUUUGUAAUAUGUAAUAACAUGAGUUAACAAAAAUUAUUAAAACUGUUGUGUAUGUUUAUGCACAAUCAAAGUCUUAAAAUAUUGAUAGAUUAUGCAAAAGCAUUUUCUUAUAAAUAAUAUUAAUAACAUUUUAAGGAAGUAAUUGUGAAAGCAUUGUUAAGAUGACUUUAAAUAGUAUAAUAAAUAAAGUUUCAGAUAAUAAAUAAUGUUAAUAUUGUGGAAAACAAGGGAAAUUCGAAUGUAGAUAAAAUAAAGUAACAGUGUGUUCUUAUGGAUGCAAGAAGAAUAUUUAAGAGACUUUAGAAUUACAAUAGAGAAAUUAUGAAAAUGCUUAGAAUGUCUUUGAUUUGCUGAUUAGACUCUUAUCUCCAAAAUAGUAAUUUCAAUAAUAAAGAAAUCAAAUAAUUUUACUAGAGGGUAUUUAUUUCAUUUGUGACAAUUAUGAUUCCUGUGUGGAAACUAAAAGUAUAUACAAUUUAAGUUCAUAUUUGUUGAAAUUCUGUUUACAAAAUGAAUACUAGUUAUACUCAUUAAGUUUUAAAAUCUUUUAAAGAUUGACAUUUAGUAAACAUAAAGAAAUGAUAAACUAAAUUAAUAUCUUUAUUAACUAAAUCUAUCUCAGUAUUCUCGAAAAUAAAAAUACUACCGAUUAACAUAAAACAACAACAUUAGAAUCUUUAUGGAAUAUAUUUCAAAGAAAACACGCCUCUCUUGAGUUUUACUUGAAUUACGAUUGCAGCAUAAAGCAUGAAUUUUUAAUGGAAAAUAUCAUUAAUACAUUACAUAUUAUCUUUUAAUAAAAUGAAUAAUUUCGUCCAUUGAUUACAUAAAUAUAUCAAGCAAUAAUUAUAGGCAUAGAUUAAACCUUUAAUGAAAAGGCUAUCAAUGUUUCUUAAUAGGAGUAAUAAUAGCCUUAAGAUAUUGAUGAAACUAUAUUUAUAAACUAAUUAGAAAUGUAAAGAUAAUAAAAAUAAGAAAUAUAAAAAGGAGUAUAUCUCUUUAAAAAAAAUCCUGAAAAAGGAAUGUCAUUUUUAAUAAAGGCAAAUAUUAUAUAAAAUGAUCCAGCUUCCAUUGCUAGAUUUUUAUUAGAGAAUAAAAGUUUACCAAAGGAAUCUGUAGGUUAAUAUCUAGGUGGUCAUCAUUAAAUUAAUAUAUAAGUUUUAAGUCAAUAUACUAAUUUUUUAACUUUUCAUAAUUUAUCUGUAGAAUAAGCUUUAAGAUAAUAUUUGGAUUUAUUUACUUUACCUCCAGAAUCAUAGUAGAUUGAUAGAGUUGUGUAAAAGUUUGCAGAUAAAUUCUAUGAAGACAACUAAAAUAAUUAGAAUUUCCACUUUAAAUCUAGUAGCAGCAUUUAUACUUUUACAUAUCUUUUAGUAAUGUUAUAAACAGAUUUACAUAAUCCUAAAGUUGUUGAGAAAAUGAAAUUAACAGACUUUAUAAAACUAGCUAGAUAAAUAAAUGAUGGUGAAGAUUUACCUUAAGAAUAUCUUACAAUUACUUAUCAUUCAAUUUAAAAAAAUCCACUUGCUGUUAGAGAAUCUGAUACAUCAAUGAAUCCACUUACACCUAACUAAUAUUAAAAAUAGAUGGAAGAACUCUUAAAGAAAAUUAAAGAAUUAAUAAAAAGAUAAUCUGAUACUAAUUAUAUAUAAAUAGAUUAAGAAACAAUAUUGUUAUCUAAGGGUCUUCUUGAAUCAUUUUCAGGCAAAUUUUUAGAAAUUUUAUUAGUUACUUUUGAAAGUAAUCUUAAUGGUGAUGCUAUUAUAAAAAGUAUACUUUAAUUGAUUAGAUUAUCUUCUAAAUUAUCAAUGAAAAUAGAAAAUCUAGUAUAAGAUGUUGUAAAAGUUGGUUUAAAUAGUAUAAAGAAAGGAAAUGGUAUGUUAAUGAUUGGUUUAUUAUCUAUAAUUCCAAUAAUUGGUAAUUCUCUACAUGAAUAAGGAUGGAAAUGUGUUUUAGAGGCAGUGAGUUUAAUGGAUGAACAAAGAUAAUUAGAUUCAGAUCAUACAGAUAAAGUGUUUAUGUGUUCAAAAGAUUUAGAUAAUUCAUCAAUUGAGGAAUUUAUUAUUCAACUAUGUUAAUUAUCAAAAUAAGAAAUAUUUUAAAAACAUAGAAUAUAUUCAUUAUAAAAACUUGUUGAAGUUAGUGAUUAUAAUAUGGAUAGAGUAAAAGUCAUAUGGAAUAGAUUAUGGUCUAUUGUAAGUAAUCAUAUUUAAGAAGCUGUUGCAAUUAGAGUUAAAUCCAUUACUAUUUUUGCUGUUGAUUCAUUAAAAUAACUGAAUAUCAAAUUCUUAUAAAAAGAAGAAUUAUAUAAUAUUCAAUUUUAAAGAGAGGUAUUAAAACCAUUUGAAAUAAUUUACAUAAAUAGUGAUAUUGAUGAAAAAGAGUUUGUAUUAUUAUGUGUUAAGUAAAUUCUCCAAAAUAGUAAGACAUACAUAAAAAGUGGAUAUAAAGUAAUAUUUAAUCUAAUUAAUCUUGGAUUAAAAGAAGAAAAUGAUAAAAUAUCUAAAUUAGCAUUUGAUCUAUUAAAAUUCAUUGAAAUAUAAGAAUUGAUAUUGAUUGAUUUGAUUUAAACUUAUUAAAUAUUAGGUAAAAAGGAUAAUGAAUAUAUGGCAAUAAAUUCAAUAGAAUUUGUAAAGCAAUGUUAACGCUUUAUGAUAACAUAAGAGUAAUAAACCUUAUAAGUCCCUCUCUUAGGAAUUCUAUCGAAUUUAGCAGGUGAUAAAAGAAUUCAAAUUUAAACUUAAGCUGUGGAAACAUUAUUUUAUAUUUUAGAAGAGAAAGGCAGUUUAUUUAAUGAGGAGUAUUGGAUAAUGAUAUUUUCUUCUGUUUUAAGACCAAUAUUUGAUGAAAUUUAAUUUACUUUAAGCACAAAUCCAGAACUCAAUUAAUAUUGGUUUAAGGAUAGUUGUCAAAAAGUGUUUUAAAAUAUUUCAAGUCUCAUUAAAAAGCAUUACACAAAGUUAAAAGGAUAAUUACCAGAUUUUCUAAAAUUAUUUUAAAAUUGCAUUCAAAAUUAAAAUGAAAAAUUAGCACAAUUAAGUAUUUAGGCUUUUAAAACCAUGAUUAUGGAUAAAGGACUAUAAUUUGAAUAAAAAGAUUGGGAAUAAAUUUUAUUAUUUAUAUAGUAAAUGCUUAAAUAUACAAUACCAACUAAACUUAAGGAUAUUGAUUAAUCAACUAUUAAAUAAGAAUAAUAAAUUAUAGGAAUACUGAAGAAAUAAAAAUCAAUAUAAAGUAUCACUAAUAAUAUUAUAAAUGAAUGUUAUAGUUAGUGUGCUUCCUAAUUACUAUUAAUUUAAACUAGCAAAGAUAUUUGUGAGCUUUAUCAUUAAAAUUGGAAUUUAAAUCAAUUAGACAAUCUAGAGAAGACCUUUUAUGAAUCAUAUUAAUUUGCAAAAUUUUUUAAUCAAUAAAUAGAACAAAGGUAUAAUAUUUGGAAGUCAGGAUUCAUGCAAGAUAUGAAUGUGUUACCUGGUUUACUGAGAUAAGAAAGAGAAGCAUUUUCUUGUAUGAUUAUGAUUAUAUAAUUUAAAAUGAAAAUGUUAAAAUAAGAAUAGUAAUAAUAAUCAAAGGAAUAGUUAAACAUAUAGUAAUAAUUGAAUUAAGAGUAAAUAAAAGAAUAAUUAAUAAAGGAAUAAUAAUUAAGAUAAUAAUAUGAAAUAGUUUUAAAUAGAUAUUUAUAAAUCUUAUUGGAUUCUAUUAAGUAAUUUAAUACUAAGCAUAUUUAAUUUGUUAAUCAAUAAUAAGAUACUGGUGAUGAUCCUCUAAUUAAAAUAAAAUAAUAUGAGACAGAAAGAGAUAUGUAAAAUCUCAGAACUUUAUUAGAUGUUUCUAUUUUGCCAAAAAUUUUAUUGUUGAGUGAUGAAGAGGUAGUAUGAUUUAAUAAUUUAGAUAAAAUUAAAAUAAAAUGAAUUUUAUGAAUAAUUACUGAAUGCAUGUAGUUUUGUUAGCGAAUUUUGUAUCUUAUAAAUGAGUUGUUAGGACUGUAAAAAAUGUGGUAGAUGCUUGAAUUAAUAGAAAAAUAAUUUAUUUUUUCAAAUUAAGAAAUGCUUACUAAAAUUGUUUGAGUUAAAAUGA